Messenger RNA from Balaenoptera ricei (Rice's whale), 1946 nucleotides. It is a transcript of the gene AGTR2, whose product is annotated as angiotensin II receptor type 2. The record is from RefSeq and is a predicted model, not a curated record. Gene Ontology annotation, biological process: blood vessel diameter maintenance; G protein-coupled receptor signaling pathway; inflammatory response. NCBI's taxonomy places the organism in Eukaryota, Metazoa, Chordata, Mammalia, Artiodactyla, Balaenopteridae. Gene Ontology annotation, molecular function: angiotensin type II receptor activity. Gene Ontology annotation, cellular component: membrane. The transcript has 3 exons. Bases 187 to 1275 code for a protein of 362 amino acids.
CAGAGAUCUGGUGCUAUUACGUCCCCGAGUCUAAGGGAACGAAUAAGCACAGAAUUAAAAGCAUUCUUCAGCCUGAAUUUUUAAGGGGUGCACUUAGGAACUAGGCAAGCUGAUUUAUGAUAACUAAGCUUUAAACUCCAACAACCAAAGGUGUAAGAAUUAGGAGCUGCUGACAUUUCAAUCAAUAUGAAGGACAACUUCACCCUUGCCACCAUAAGCAGAAACAUUACCAGCAGUCUUCACGUCGGACUUGUGAACAUUUCUGGCAAUGAGUCUACCUUUAACUGCUCACAUAAGCCAUCAGAUAAGCAUUUAGAUGCAAUUCCUAUUCUCUACUACAUUAUUUUUGUGGUUGGAUUUCUUGUCAAUACUAUAGUGGUUACACUGUUUUGUUGUCAAAAGGGUCCUAAAAAGGUUUCCAGCAUUUAUAUCUUCAACCUGGCUGUGGCUGACUUACUGCUUUUGGCUACUCUUCCUCUCUGGGCAACCUAUUAUUCUUACAGAUAUGACUGGCUCUUUGGACCUGUAAUGUGCAAAGUUUUUGGUUCUUUCUUGACCCUGAACAUGUUUGCAAGCAUUUUUUUUAUCACCUGCAUGAGUGUUGAUAGGUACCAAUCUGUCAUCUACCCCUUUCUGUCUCAAAGAAGAAAUCCCUGGCAAGCAUCUUAUAUAGUUCCACUUGUUUGGUGUAUGGCCUGUCUGUCCUCAUUGCCAACAUUUUACUUCCGAGAUGUCAGAACAAUUGAAUAUUUAGGAGUGAAUGCUUGCAUCAUGGCUUUCCCACCUGAGAAAUAUGCCCAAUGGUCAGCUGGGAUUGCCUUAAUGAAAAAUAUCCUUGGUUUUAUUAUCCCUUUAAUAUUCAUAGCAACAUGCUAUUUUGGAAUCAGAAAACACCUACUGAAGACCAACAGCUAUGGGAAGAACAGAAUAACUCGUGACCAAGUUCUGAAGAUGGCAGCUGCUGUUGUUCUGGCGUUCAUCAUCUGUUGGCUUCCCUUCCAUGUUCUGACCUUCCUGGAUGCUCUGGCCUGGAUGGGUGUCAUUAAUAGCUGUGAAGUUAUAGCAGUCAUUGACCUGGCACUUCCUUUUGCCAUCCUCCUGGGAUUCACCAACAGCUGCAUUAAUCCCUUUUUGUAUUGUUUUGUUGGAAACCGGUUCCAACAGAAGCUCCGCCGUGUGUUUAGGGUUCCAAUUACUUGGCUCCAAGGCAAGAGAGAGAGUGUGUCAUGCCGAAAAAGCAGUUCCCUUAGAGAAAUGGAGACCUUUGUGUCUUAAACAUGAGAGUGGAAUGCAUGUUAUCAACAUGGUUACUUGGUUUGAGAUCUCCCUGAAUUAUCUUUUAAUGGCUUUAGGAAAAUAACAAGUUUUUCUCCUUGAUGUAAUCUUCUCUCACUCUUCUAGAACAGGAAACCAAAUGUAACUCUAAGUUUUAUCCUCCAGUGACUUUCAAGAAUUGCCCAGCUUUUUUUUUUUCUGGUCUAUCUGUACAAGACUGUCACUGGGGAAAUGUAUCCAUAACCAAGAAGUAACUGGGGAUUUAUCUCAAAUUAUAAUUAAUAGGAAGUUAUGAAUGAUGAUUUGGGGUUUCAGAUUUCUCCUUGAGAUAUGCUGGAGUUUUUAUUGGUUCUUAGAUCCAUUUUCAUCAAGCUUUCCUCUUGAACCAAGGCCGGUCUUUUAACUCAUUACAUUAUUUACAAGACAUUACGCUAAAAGAAAUGAGCACUUCUAGGUGCAGUAUACUACAAUAGAUUGGUACCAGUUAUUCAGGCUCUAGGCAUUUGCCUUCUACUUUAUAUUAUAAAUAAUAAUCCUUUUAUAUUUCGCUUGAGCAUAAGUCUGUAUUUAAGAUAUAGCUACUUAUUGAGUAGGGUUAGGAAUAUAGAUUAGAUCACAUGUACUCCUACAUUUUAGCUUUUAUUUACAGUUAUAGGAAGUAAAAUGUAUAA